UGUCCUCGCCCCGCCCGGCGGGCUGUCCCCCGCAGGUCCCUCCCUCGCCGGCCUGGAAGAGGCGGGCGGUCCGGGCGGCUGGCAGAGUCGCUCGCUCGGAGGAGGACGCGGCGCGGGCCGGACGGAGGUGCGCAGGGCCGGGGACGCGUUGCGCAGGGUCGACCGUCCGUCCGUCCGGCGGACCAGGGGCGGAGAGGACGGGCAGCCUCCCUGUCCGUGGACGUCCGGCCGCUCCCGGUGGCCUCUUCGGGGUCGGGCUGGAGGGACUCGGGAAGCCACGCUCUGCCCCGGCGACCAGCCGGCCCGGCUCCGGCGUGGCCCUGGCGGGGGGAGGGCAGGGCCCGACGGGGAGGCGGCCACUGCUUGGCCGAGCGCGCCGCAGCCGGGCAGAGAAAGGCCCGCCUGUCAGCCGCGCGGGGCUUUUCCCGCUCUGGCCGGCGCCAAGUAGGGACGGCGGCCGGCGCUUCUCCCGGGGCUGCUGGUCCUGAGCUGCGGCCGAGAAAUUCGCCUCCCCCCGCAGGGCUGGUGCUGCUCUCUUGGCCAGGCAUCGUUUUUAGAAGACUUGGGUUUUGCCUUCGAAGGUUGCCCAGUAAGAGGCGCUCGGAGCGCUUGGAGCCGAGGCUGUCCGGUGGGGCCCCGGCUGGCUCCCCGCGUGGCUGCGGCCAGACAGAAGCAGAACCCGUUGUGGCUGUCGCCUUUCCUCCGCCUGCCGUCAGAAACGGCCUAAUUCAUCCCGAGAAACGGCUUCCAGGUUGCAAGGAACAAGCGAAGCGUUAGGCAUAUUUUAGUGCAACACCCCAAGGAGGAGCCUGGAAGCAGCGCUGGCAAAGAGGCCGCCGAAGGAGGAGAAAAGCCAGGACUGGGAGGUUGGGGGCAGGGGGCUUCUCCUUCAGAGAAGCAGGGAGGGCUGCCGGGCUGCCAGGUUGGAUAGGGAAAGCCCCCUGGCUCCUUUCCUGAUAAGAUCCAACUGUUUCCCUUCUCCCGCCCACCCAGCUGUAAUCCAUGAAUUUUGGAGGGCAGGGUCAGCUGUGCCCUGGGUCUGCGCCACCCUUUUUGGUGGUGAUGAAGGAGCCUCUGGGGCCAGUGGCUAGACAGCAUUUGGCUGUGGAUGUGGUGCAUUGGCCCAUGGAGGUGCUGGUUUUGAUGGGACCGCUGCACUAGAGGCCCAAAAUCUUGUGUGGCAAAAAUAUAAGAGAGGGCAAAGCUGGCUCAGUUUGCAUGCUGCAGGAAAUUUCUGGGGGGAAACAGCUUGUUUGGGAUUGUUUGUUGUGCCAGUGCUAGGAAGGGAGAAUCAACCGGUUUAAAUCUGGUUUUAAGUCAUUGUUAUAAACCCCAGAACUUUUCCACCUCUGGUGCCAAUCCAGCUUAGAUUUCAGCACACCUCCAGCCCAACGGUGAGAUUUCUGGAAGAGGCUGAUCUGUUGCACAGGGAGGCAGGCCUUGGGGUUCCCUCGGUCUCACUUUUUCCUCGCAGAACUUCCUUCUCACAACUUUUGUGAAAUUGAUGCCAAAGGUAAUUCAAGGAAAUGCUGGGACCCCCUGAAAGUGGAGACUUGCCCAAUAGACCCCUCCUCCAAAUUCCAGAUGACCUAAGUGCAUGUGCAGUGAAUGUGCAGAGAAGAGUCCUAAGGGCCCAACAUGCCAGGAGUGUGGAUGGGCCACGCCUGGAUCCAUAGAAGCAACAAGUCUGCAAGCUGACCAAAAAGCAGAAGCAGCUGAUAAGGCCUGGCAGGUGGAGGAGGUGCACAGUGAGGAGAGAAUCUGGAGCUGCUGGUAGAAAGGUUGGAAAGAAGGGAUUUUAAGGAGAGGAGCUUUUUGUAAGAAAGAAAAAGGAACACACAACAGAACCAUUUGUUUGCAGCGAGAGAAGAGAAUCACAAAGAAAGCGCUGAACUUCCAAAGUUCUCAUUUUCAGGCACACCUCUUCACAUAAAUCUAGCAUGCCCCUCACAUUCCCACCAAGUGGGCAGGGGGAUACAGAGGCAGGGUCCUCCUUUUAAAAUGCCUGAGGGAACCAGCCGAGUUGUCACCAGAUCUGAAAAGAGAACUAGAUAUUUUGACCCUGACAAAGCCUCUUCUGGAGAAAAGUAUUUGCUCGGUCUCACAAAAUGGGGUUAGAUUCCAAAAAGGUAAUCAUUUAUGGAAUAGCCACAGUGGACUUUGUGAAGUGAGGGCUGCAGCCAGUGUCCACCACUCAUUUCCUUGCAGGCUAAUCUCUGUUUACAGGCAAAUCUGUUUCUCCUGCAAAUCCUGCUACAAGUACCACUGUGGCAGGACUAUCCAGAAACCAAGGUUACAGUGGAUAUACAUUUCUAUGCAUAAAAUUUAUAAAACAGAAUGAGAGCAAAAAUGGAAAGUGGAAUAAAUGUGGGGAAACAGACAUUUUCUUAGAGCCAGUACCCCUCAACCUCUAAAAAGCAAUAAAACAAUGUGUGUGGCUGGUUCUAUGUGGAUUUGAAAUCCGAGUCUUUGACUAAGUGAAAGAAAGGAAAGGGGGGGAUUUGGGCCGUGGCCUAAAUGCAGCACAAAGAGCAAUGAAAGGAAAUGACAGAAUAGGAGAUGGAGUUCGAGAGGAAUUGGGGAAAGUGUAGAAAGAGAAGGAAAAGGAGGGAACUUGCUCUGGGUCAACUUCAUCUGAAGACUGGCAGGAGAACUGACAGUGGCGGAACUGGGUGGCCUAGACAGGCACUGCCGGAACAAGGGGCUGAGGAGAAGACAAGGGUCUGUCUCAUUCUUCCAAGAGAAUGGAAUGAUAAUUGAAGAAAGGAAGGGCUUUUGUAAUGCCAGGAGCUGUGCAAAGGCAGCAAGAGGAGAGGAGAGAAAAAUGGCAGAGGAAAGAGUAACAGUUGGCGAUAGGCUGGAGGCCUGAGCAGGAAGAACUGCAAGGGAGAAGCACACCUGAAGCCCCUUGAAGGCCAAGUCGCAUUUCCCCUGCCAGAGGAGAGCUUCUCUGCAUGGGAUCCAUUUCAGGCUGUUUGCAAAACGGCCUGAGCUGAAGGGAGCCCCCUGCGGAGGAAGGCUUGGCUUGGCUCUGCUCAGCUCACAGGCUUGGACACAAACCAGCCAUUGUCUUUGAAAACCGAAGCUGCCUGUGGAGAUUUCUCUGCAGCUCCCAAUUGUAGCUCAGCCAGAGCUUGAUCGGGGCUUCUCUCAAAGGCUUUUCUUGGUUUGGGGAGGAGUUCAACCUGGAUUGUGAACUGUUUUGAUUUGGAGGUUCUUCAGCACAAUUGCAGCCGACUUAAAGGAGAAACGAAGAGCAGCUGUGAAUUGUGUGUUAAGCUUGUUGGUCCUUGGGACUGAGAUGGGUCCAUUCUGGGCCCAAAGCCCAGGAAACUGCAUCUUCUGCUCCACAAAUGAGUCCAGGUCCCCCUUCGUGGUGAAUUUCAGAGACCCUCUCUGCUGCUUUAGAUGAGAAUCUGUUUUAAAGACAUCUUGGAUGGAUUGUAGGAGAACAAAAGGCAUCUCCAGCUCUUCUGCCUUCUGGACUCCUUCAGGGAUGGGCUGGAACAGUCUGCACCAGAAGGGGUUUAGAGGAGAACCGGUCCUGUCUGGGCAGCCGGUCUGGCCUGCUGCUUUUGCGUAAAAAGCACAAGGUCAGCCUGUGACCCACCAACCUCCUUUGGGGGAAGAUGGAUCCAGUUUCUGCAGGGAGGUUUGUGAAGGCCACAGCAAACCAGGCAGGUUUGUGCCCAGCAGGCUUUGGCUCUGGCUACCCAGUGUCCGGCCCCAGGACAGCCCCUUACCACCAUGCCAUGGCUGUGAUAGGGAAGCUCCCCUGGGGUUCAGACUGGGAGGCUCACAAGCCAAUCCAGCCCAGCCUUGGCACUAAGCUGCUAACCCACAAGCAGCUCCUCCUCCCCCCAAGUAAGGUGCCCUUUGCCCCUUGCAUUAGGGGGUUCCAUUUCAGACAAGGAAGGGGUCCUCUUUCCCGACUCCUUUCUUCACUGAACCAGCCCUCCCUUUAGCAGCCAUGGGUGUCCUCUGCCCAUUCAGCUUUACCCCUGCUGAUGCGGGGGCGGGGGGGGGAUGACUUUCUAGAGGGGGCGUGUAACAAAUGCGAGGAGGGGAAUGAGGAAGAAUUCCCUGGUUUGGUUUGGCUUCCCUUCCAGUUUGCCCUUUUGCCUGGGUGCCUGCCAAGGCCCGCCUGUCCGGAGCAUCCCUUCCCACAAGGGAGGAUAAAGAGGCCGAUUGUCCGAGCUUGGAGACAAUUGGAGCAGGCAGCCUGGCCGCUGGCCACGCUGGUUCAGCUGGGGAGACGCUUCGGCCCCAGCGAUGCCAUUGGGCGACCGUACAGCAGAGCCAGGGAGGCAGCCCAAUGACAACGCUGAGUGAUUUGCCCUCGGGACGUGCUGGCACCUAACGAGCGUUGCCUCCAGCCUCUUAUUGGCAUGCCCGGGGCUCGGCUCAAGCGCAGGAGGCUACCCCGCCAGGCAGGCUGGGGCUCCGGAAUUUGGGUGCCUUUUUUCUUCCUCUGUGGCUGAAUUCCUGGGUGCCCAAAGGUCCAGAAGAGACUGCGGAGCCAAGAGAGCUGAGCCACCAGUUGUUCCAGGGAAGGCGAGGAGGGCUGGCGGCAGCUGGAUGCCUCUGCCAACCCAGCUCUGUUUUGCAAGGCAGCCCCAGAGAGAGAGCAGCGGAGAGGCCGGGGGAGGAUCCUGCUCUGAGUUUUGGCUCCAAAUGGGCAUCUGAAGAACCUUUCAAGCAGCCUUGAGCCUCUAGGGAAAAGGGUUCAAAGCAGCAUACUUGGAUCAAGUAUCACUGAGCUUGGAAACACUCUCAAAUUUGGAGUGUGUCUUUUGUGAAACGCCUCCUCCAGUCCCAGCUUUCUUUAGGAGGGCAGCAGCUGCGCAGGGAGAAAGAGGGAGAGGGUCUCUGGAAUCUGCAUCUUUCCUCUUUUUAGGGACAUCAUAAAGGGGCCUGGCUGGGGGUACCUAAUUGGAGAAGCUCCAGGUCAGUAAAAGUGUGAUCACAAGAAACUUCCAGCUGGGCAUUGAAUUCAGUGAAACUGGCCUGCUUGAUUCAUAACCUGUCCGGUGAAACUUCCCACCCCGCAGAAGCACGAUGGGCAUCCUUGUUGCUGAAGGAAGAGAAAACACGGCUUGUGCAAAGAGCUUGAAGGGUGGUGGAGUCUCAAGGCUGCACCUGGAACGAUCCAGGUGUCCUAGCUAGGACAUGGAGUUAAGAAUUUGGGUUUAUAUGCUGAUGUUGUAUUCUUAGAACUGUUAUCAUUUUAAGGACAUGUCUCUGCGCCAAUUACAGCAUAGAAUCAAAACAGCAUUAAACCCACAUAAUCAAUGAAAAAUGAUAACAUGUUAAGAGGUGGCAAAUCAUCUGAUAUUAUUAGUAGAAUCUGUUCAACCUGCAUUUAGCUGGUUAUCCCUAAAUUACAGGUCCACGUUGUGUGGUGAGUCCACCUGUCUCUUUAUUAGAUUCGGUCCACUUCAGUCACCAGUACAGACUGUUUCUUAUAACCCAGCUUCAAAAUCUCUUCUGAUCAUCUUUAGAGGUUUCUGUGGAGUCCAGAGGAUGUGAGCUCUGGCCGGGCAUGAUUAGAUGUAGGCCUUGUUUCCUGGCUGUCUUUUCUGAUAAUUCCUGGAAGCUGGACUGCUAAAGAGAGUUGUGUAUAUGUGGAAUAGCAUUCAUCUGAAAGUGGCUUGAAGGUCCGGGAGGAAGCGCAGAGCUGAGACAAGCCAGCAGACUUCAUUUCCUGCCGAUGGCCAACUUGGGUCUCCUUUCCCCUCGUCCAGCUGAAGCUCAGGGUCCAAGGUGAUCUGGAGUUCAGCAGGAGAGGAUUUCCAGUGGCAAGCCCUGAUAUGGGGAGUGGGGCUGGAUCAGAGGGGCAGCCUUGGAAGCAGCCAGUCAAGGGUCUGUGGGGCUUGCUAGCCUGGACUCCAGGAGAUGGACCAGGCUUUGGGGUUGGGAAACUGGGGGGUGGAACAGACGUGCUCGUUGGGAAUUGAGGCCCGGCAGAAGAGCAGAAUUCCUGAUCUGGGUUUAGCAAGGAGGCAGCAGCUGGUGAAGGGGCAGGGAGGUGGGCAGGCAGCAGGUGGCCCAGCUCUUUCGGCUGCUUAAGGCCUGGAAGGGAAUGGCCUGUCAAACCUGGGACAUAGCCUGGAUCUAAUGCCCAUUUUCUGCAAGGCCAGCAGGCCUGUGCACGAUUCGUAAUCUCUCCCCCAAGCCCAGCCUGACAUCACGGAUGAGUUCUCCAGAAAAGGCAUGUUAGAGAAGCAAAAUUUCAGCAUUAGGACAUGAGUUGCAUUUGGGAAAUCAAGCACCAGGUGCCAACUGGAAGUUUCCUGGCUCUGAGCCAGAAGCUGAGGCAGCAGAAAGAAGGCCAGAUUAACAUUUAUCUGCACUUAAGAACCAACAAUAUUCAUCAAAAUGGGGGCUUCCGGAGGGUUGCAGCCUCUUCUGACAGGAGACAAUUCAAAGCAAAGUAUUUAUUGCCAAGAGAUGAACUGAAAUAUUAAUGAAAGGCGGUGGAAUGACUGACGCAAAACAAGGCCUGAUGAAAAACAGGCCCAGAGCUGAAGAGAGUAGGAAGUGCAGCACAUCCUGGGCUUUGCCUGGCGCCCGGGUGACACAAACAGCACUUAGGCGGUGGCUGCGUACCAGCCGGGCAUCCUGUAGGAGAGCAUUCCAGAGCGGGGCGGCUGCUGAGCCAGCCAGCUCUCCUCCUCCUGUGCUUCCUGUAGCUGGAGGAUCAAAGCGGGAGGUGGCAAGAGGGGAGCCCCUGGCUAUGCAGAGGGCAGGAGGAAGGGAGGAUGCUUCUGCCAGGGCCUAUAGAAAGAGGGGGCCUGACGAAGCUGGGGUGCCACUGAGCUCCACCUGCAUCGCACGGCCAUUCGUCAGGGCAUCUUCGGAAGCUAAGAAGGCUUCUCCCUGGGCAAGGUCACCGCCUCACUUCUUCCUCUCUGCUUUUUUCAUAGCUUUGGUUUGUGUGAAUUAUGAAGUCCUCUCCCAGUGGUUAUCGGCAGCGGCAGUGGGACCGUGUGACUCCCCCCAAGUUGGCAAGACAGGAGAGCCCAAAGAACCCUCCGAAUGGCAAGGCUGGCUCUUACGGAGUCACUAUCCGGGUCCAAGGGAUCGAUGGCCAUCCAUAUCUCGUGCUCAACAACACUGAGGGAUGCUUGUCAGCAGAUCUCUUGGGGCCUGAAAAUGGCCAGCAGGUUACAGCUGAUCAGCCAGAGCCAGAUGCCGCUCUUCCUGCCAUUGAACUCGUCAAGAAAAGCCACAAAGGAAGACCCUUUGGCGGGCUUUGGGAUAAUGCGCCAGCCGGUUGGCUUAAAAGCCUGAACCAAGCCAGCAGGGCAGAGGGAAAGGAAACAGCCUCACCUUUGAAAGCGGAGAUUUCCCAGGCCUCUAAUUUGCUGAACUUCCAGAAAUAUCCAGAGCUGCUUCAACCCUAUAAUCCUGCAAACAUUAUCUUGAAUCUGAAGGACCUUCAGCCUCCCCUGCUGAGCAAAUCCCAAUCUAUUGAGGAUGAAGAGAAAUUGGAUUCCAGGCCUUGGAACUCAUCUUUGAAGGUAGCGUUAGGUGGCUCAACCUCCCAAUUUGCAGAACUGGCUAAAUCAAAACCGAAAACGGUGGACUUGACCAAGCCUGACCAGAACAAGCAGCAAGAGCUGGAAAGCCCCAGUGUUGCUGACCUUCCUGGCGGAAGGCUUGAGUGGCUCAUUUCUGGGGCUGGAUUUUCACCUGCUGGGAGUUCCUCUGCCUGCCCAGGUUCUAGGAGGUGCAGACCGGACCUCCUCCCUUUCCGCCAGCUGGACUCGGCAGGAGCAGCCCUGAAUGGUUCCCAGAAAUCUUCAUCUUCGUCCACUACUCCAACAUCGGCCGCCUCUGUGUCCAAGUUUUUCCUAGAUGACCAAGAAUAUGCCAUCUAUGCCGACCACGUCAACCGGCAUGAAAAUCGGCGGUAUAUCCCAUUCUUGCCUGGAACCGGCCGUGAUAUUGAUACUGGCUCCAUUCCUGCAGUUGAGGAGCUGAUCGAAAAGUUUGACAGGAAAGUUUGUCCCCAAAGGAGGGGAAGAUUAGGGUUUAGGACUCGAACUCUUCCAGAGAAUCCAAAGCGAUCCAAGAGCGUAGACAGCGCCCUGUCUCACGGACCGCAUUCUGAUUGCAUCAAUGAUUUCACCAAAAGCUUGGGGAGAUUGUCCCAGCAGUUGGUCCAGUACUCCCAAGUUUGCCUGCAGAAGCCGCUGUCUCCAGAGAAGAAUGCAACAUCUCUUGGGGAGCAGUUGGCCCCUCGGACAGCAGGCAAGCUCCAGACAAGCCCAGAAAUGAGAGAGUCUCCCAGCAGCCAUUUCAGCUCCUUGCAGCAUCUGAGACAAGAUCAAAUGAACCCCGAGAGUUUGCCUUCUAAGUCUUCCACUCUUCCAAGGCAGCGUAAAAAAAGAGACCAUAAAACUCUGGCCUCCACUCUCUUGUUACCAGAAAGCACCGUGAGUCAGACUCACUCAAUGGAAACUUUUGCUUCUGAUUCAAAAGAUGCUCAGGUAACACCUGACCUGCUCAAGGGCCAGCAAGAACUUGCCCGACAAAGCAAUGAAGAGACGGCCAAGCAGAUUCUUUACAACUAUCUCAAGGAAGGUACCAGUGAAAAUGAGGAUGCUACCAAGAGGAAAGUCAACUUGGUAUUUGAGAAAAUCCAGACACUGAAGUCCAGAGCAGCCGGGAGUCCCAAGACAUCUGAUGCUUCAGUGGAAGUCAGCAUGUUGGUGGAAGAGAAGAAGCAGUUGAGAGUGGAGGUUUCUGAGCUACAGAGGAAGCUGGACUUGGAACUCAAGAAUCAGCAGAACUUCAAAGCUGAAAGGCAGACAAUGGAAGCAGAGCUUCAGAAGCUUCGGCAACAGCUUAAAGAAAAUAUGGAGGAGAAAGACACUUUCAGGAGGCAGCUGAAGGAAAGCGAGAAAGACCUUAGAGAAAACUUGGAGGAGCUUUUCCAAGUGAAAAUGGAACGGGAGCAGCACCAGAGAGAGAUCCGGGACUUGCAGGAUCAGCUUUCCGAGAUGCACGAUGAACUGGACAGUACGAAGCACAUGGAGGACAGCGAGAAAGAGCAACUCGUAGAGGAAUUGAUGCAAAUGAAGCAGGGCCUGCAGGAACUGCUGGUGCUCAAAGACCAGCAAGAAAAGACCCUGAAGAAACGUGAGCGGGAGCUGGCGGCCCUGAAGGGUGUCUUGAAGGAAGAGAUGGCCAUCCAGGACCAAGAGAUGGGCCACCUCAAGGAGCAGCACAUCCGGGAGCUCCAGAGCCUAAGUGACAGUUUGGCCACAGCCACAGAGAAAAUUGGCUCCCUGUCCAGUGCGAAGGCUGAAGCUGAGAAGGAGCAAAGAAGCCAAGAAAGCAGAGUGGCUGGGAUGGCCGAGCAAAACGGGCAGCUGAAGAAGCAGCAGCAAGAACUGCAGCUGGAACUUGAGAACUUGAAGGGAAGCAAGAAGGAAGCUGAGGAAAGGCUGAGAAGGUGCAUGAAAGAGAUGCAAUCCUUGAGCCAUGCCAAGGAGGAAGCCCGCCAGCUGGCCUCGGCCAAGGGAUCUUUGGAAGCCCAGCUGGAGGACGCCCAGAGGAACAUCAGUCGGCUGAGCCAGGAGCAGCAGCGGCUGAUAGGCUGCCUGGAAGACGAAUCUUCCCAAAAAGAUCAGCUACAGAAGACGAAGCGUGAACUGGAGAAUGAGCAGCGGCAGCUGGACAGAACUGUUGAAACCCUGCAGAAGGAGAUGGCGGAAAUCAUUAAAGUGUCCCUGGAAUCAACCCAGCAACUCCAGAAGCAACUUGAUGAGUACAAAGAGAAGAACCAGCAGCAGUUGGUAGAUUCACAGCAGCAGCUGCAGGACAAAACUCUGGAGCUAGAAAAGGCCUACCAGACAAUCCUCAAAAUGCAAGAGCAGGUACGUUUUAUGGAGGAAGAAUUACAGGGUCACAAAAAAGCCCAAAAAGAAGCCCUCACCAAGACUCGGCUUCUAGAAGACACAGUGAAGAACUUGGAAUAUGAACUGGAAACUAAAAGCCACUUGAAAGAAGAUCGGGCCAGACAGGCCAAGAUACUGGAGGACAAGAUAUCCCAGCUGGAGUUGUUGCUUGAAGAAGAACGGAGCAAUUGCGAUAUCCUGUCUGGAAGGAUCAGCAGGGGCAGGGAGCAGAUUGAACAAAUGAGGAGUGAACUCCUUCAGGAAAGGACAGCCAGGCAAGAACUGGAGGGCGACAAGACCGCCCUGGAAAGGCAGAACAAGGAGCUGAGAGGCCAGAUACUCCACCUGGAAAGUUCUCACAGGCCCAGCAAGGAAGGCCUCCUGGCCCAGAUGGAAGGCCACCUCUUGGCACUGGAAGAGCAGCUGGAGAGUGAGGAGAGGGACCGAGCUCACCUCCAGUUGACCAACCGCCGAUUGGAGAGGACUGUGAAGGAGCUCCUGAUGCAGGUGGAUGAUGAGCACCUCUCCUUGACUGACCAGAAGGACCAGGAGGGCCCUCUCCUCGCUCCACAGCUCAGCCUGCGCCUGAAGGCCAUGAAGCGGCAAGUGGAAGAAGCAGAGGAAGAAAUAGACAGGCUGGAGAAUACCAAGAAGAAGCUUCAGAGGGACCUGGAAGACCAAGUGGACCUCAACGACCAGCUGCAAGGACAGCUGACCACCAUCCGACAGGACCUCAGACGCCAGAAGUCUUCCAAUCAGCUGCUGAGCGACUUUGACUUUGAGGAUGACAACUUCAGCACUGAUGGGGAGAGCCUUUUCGAUGCCCCCCUGGGGUUGAAGUCCUUCAAGCACAGUGACGGCAAAGCCAAGGAGGAUGCCAGCCAGCCUUAAUGGCCGAGAGUCAAGGUCCGCGGAAUCAAGGCGCCUCCAGCUGCAGGAAUCAGAGCAUCAUAUGACCGUGACUCCUUUUUCUGAAAUGUGCCAUGUUUAGAUUUGUUUCAGAAAUAAACUUUUGUGAACAAAAAGGAGCUGGCCUUCCAGUUCCUUCCACGGAUUCAGGGAUACUUCUAGCGCCUGGCCGACCCUAGACUGCUUCCAACCCGAGGUCUUCUCCUUGGAAGCUGUUUCAAACCGAGGGGAGGAAGGGUGUCACUUUCUUACUAGAGCAGAGGAAGGAAUAUACAAAGCAGGAGAUAAGGAUGUAUGUAUUUUUGAAUCAAGAGUUUUUGCAACUCUUGCAACAGUUUUGUAUAGUUUCUAUAGCGCAUAUCAAUAGUGCAGGAAUCUAUAUUAAGUGUCAUAUCAUCCAUAAGCUUUAAAACCCUAUUGCAGUAAACUCCAUUUGUUCAGCAAACAUGUUUAUGGGUGAAGGAGAACAGCGUGACCUUGGGCAGAUGGAAAAAGCAGGACAUUCUGCCACACCAGGAGCCAUUUCGACUCAGAAAAACUGUUCCUCGUCUCAACUUCCUUGCUCUGACUUUCCGGGAUCAAAUCAAUGGGGAGACUGUUGACACUUUAGAAAAGAGACUUUUGCCCUGAUCUGAGCAGCCUCAGGUGCAGAGAAGCAGGGCUGAAGUGGCCUGCUAGAGUCAAGACCGCCAUUGGGUUCAGAGCUGAAACAGCUGCUUUGCUCUUCCCGGAUUGUGGUAUCUGCUCCUCUGGUGGGUUAUAGCAUAUCAGAAAAGGCACUUAUGUUUUCUUGCCUUCUGGUUUUAAUUGUAGCUACCUGUAAGCGGCAUCUGAGUGCACUGGAAGCACUUACAAGUAUUUGUAAAAGUUUUCAUUGUAAUCUGCAUUUUUAUCUUUUUACCAAGUCUUUCCUCUGUUAGGACAAUCUUCAAUGUGGAAAUAAUAGUAUUAGCAGCCCCAUGCAAUUGUUCUCUUCUGCAACUUUGUUAAAGUAUUCGGUUCAAAACUGGUUAUCAUCAAAUGUUUUUUUCAGAGUCAGCACUGAGAAUAUUAAAUUCCAACAUAAAUGCAAAUCCUGGAAGCUGCACAAAUAAGUCUCAUAAUGGAAGAAUGCAGUCACCUGAAAGAAAAUAUUGCUCCUAAAAAUCUUUGGCAUCUGGACUUUGUGGGUUGGUGAGUAGAACCUUAAGUAAGGUCUGCUUUGACCCCACGACGUGCUUUGGGCAUGAGGUCCAAUGACUUCCAUUGGAAACACCAAGAACUGCCUUCACCUCCCACCCACAAAUUCCUAGUGCCCCAUAGUGGGAGCAGAGAUCAUAGAUGAAGGGAACAGGAGGAGGGAAAGCCAGGGUUUUGAUUUGGGCUUCAUGAACAUGUCUACAUGUGUGCCUCAGAUGCAGAGACAGAACAUCCUCAUGUCCAGUUGACCUGUUCACGGAAGGAGGGCAGCUGGUCUUGGUGGCAGUUGACUGCUGACUCUGGUGGCCACGGUGUCUUGCUCGGAUGCAUCAAGUCUUUGUGUUGCUCUGAGAAUUGAAAAAAGCGAAGUUCUGCUAGCUUGCUGAGGUCAGCCUGAGCCAAGAAGAGGCAGCUUUUUGCUUGGCAGAAGACCCCCUGACAGCCCCUGGUUCAGCCACCGCCGUCUCAGAUGGGGCAAGAGAACCCUUGGGGAAGAGGAGGAGAAGGCAGGGGCAGCGGUCAAUUGAGCACCUUCUGUUCCUAUGGGGAAGGGGGCUUGUUUCAGAUUUACAGAAUUCUAUUACUGGGAGCCACAAAGGAUCUUGAAACAAGAUAGUGCUAUUUUUUGUUCCAGCAGUUCUUCAUGAAUGAGAUCAUGAAGUAAUUUGUCCAAAUUGUUUGGAUAACUUUAGAGCUUGUCUCCUGCUAAUAGGAAUAUAUUUGCUCUGAGAUGUACUUGAUUUUCAGCAGAUUUUCAACAGAUGUAUUCUUAGAAGGUUUGUAGCUAAUCUGAAUGAGCUGCAUUUUUCUUUACUUGUCAAUAGCUUUUAAAAACAAGGAAGAAAUGAUCUGGAAAUGUGCUGUGUUGACAAUCAGUUCAAACUCUUGUAUUUUUCUUCUGAUAUUAAGAUGCCAACUUUAUUUUAAUACUACUCUUUAGAACUCUCUUUUUGGAUCAUGACUGAGCAAGCUGAAGACAAAAAUCCAUUGGAAACAAAUUCACUUUUAAUUUCAAGGGCUUUUACUGGAAAAACUUCUAGUAUAAAUUUGAGACUGAGACUGUAAAUAAUUUGGUGAAAAACCAAGGAAUUUUUGCAGCUACCUCCAGACAUGCUAAACCAUAAAACUCUAGUUAUUUUGAAAUAAACGGUAAAUCUUUCUA
This is a messenger RNA of Ahaetulla prasina, 13158 nucleotides long. RefSeq names its product cingulin like 1 (gene CGNL1). The record is from RefSeq and is a predicted model, not a curated record. Gene Ontology annotation, cellular component: myosin complex. Lineage: Eukaryota; Metazoa; Chordata; Lepidosauria; Squamata; Colubridae. The transcript is spliced from 18 exons. The coding region runs from base 6945 to 10799 and encodes 1284 amino acids.